This is a messenger RNA of Pelobates fuscus (common spadefoot toad), 2889 nucleotides long. RefSeq names its product procollagen C-endopeptidase enhancer 2 (gene PCOLCE2). Gene Ontology annotation, molecular function: peptidase activator activity; collagen binding; protein binding. The transcript has 9 exons. The coding region runs from base 62 to 1321 and encodes 419 amino acids. The record is from RefSeq and is a predicted model, not a curated record. Lineage: Eukaryota; Metazoa; Chordata; Amphibia; Anura; Pelobatidae.
GCACACACUAUAUAGGUCCGGUCCCCUUUAUAAAGCCCCUGCAGUUACCAAACUCUGAUGAAUGAUGAUCAAUGUUACAGACAUGGACUUACUGAGCCUGUUUCUAAUCUCCCUGCUCCUGGCUGGGCACAGUUCUGCUCAGCAACCUACUGAGAGGCAAACCUUCACGUGUGGUGGGAAUCUCACUGGAGACACAGGAGUACUGGGAAGUGAAGGGUUUCCUGGAGUUUAUCCACCAAACAGCAAAUGCACAUGGAAGAUUACAGUGCCAGAGGGUAAGGUGGUUGUCCUGUCUUUCCGUUUCAUUGACUUGGAAAGUGAUAACUUAUGCAGAUAUGACUUUGUGGAUGUAUAUAAUGGUCAUGCAAAUGGGCAGCGUAUUGGACGGUUCUGUGGCACAUUUAGGCCUGGAGCUCUUGUAUCCAACAGCAACAAGAUGUUGGUCCAAAUGAUUUCAGAUGCCAACACAGCUGGGAAUGGUUUCAUUGCAAUGUUUUCUGCAGCAGAGCCAAAUGAGAGAGGAGAUCAGUACUGUGGCGGACGCCUGGAUAAACCUACAGGGUCUUUUAAAACCCCUAACUGGCCAGAUCGUGACUAUCCUGCUGGGGUCACUUGUGUAUGGCAUAUUAUUGCUCCAAAACAUCAGGUGAUAGAGGUAAAGUUUGAAAAGUUUGAUGUGGAACGUGAUAAUUACUGCCGCUAUGAUUAUGUGGCUGUGUUUAAUGGAGGAGAAAUCAAUGAUGCCAAGAGGAUUGGAAAAUUCUGCGGAGAUAGUCCACCUGCGCCCAUUGUAUCUGAACGAAAUGAACUCCUCAUUCAGUUCUUGUCUGAUUUAAGUUUAACUGCAGAUGGUUUCAUAAGCCAUUACAAAUUCAGACCCAAAAAGUUACCCACAACCACAGCCUCUCCUGUUACCACAGCUGCCCCUACAACCGCAAAUCUAAAACCAACCGUUGCACUUUGCCAACAAAAAUGCAAAAGGACUGGGACUUUGGAGAGCAAUUACUGUUCAAGUAACUUUGUGAUAACAUGUACUAUUAUCACAACACUUAGCAGAGGAGGCAGUGUGUAUGCAACUGUGUCUAUUAUCAAUGUUUACAAGGAAGGAACCUUGGCAAUCCAGCAAGCUGGCAAGACUAUGAGCGCCAAGAUCAUGGUGGUUUGCAAGCAGUGCCCACUUAUACGAAGAGGGUUAAAUUACAUCAUCAUGGGGCAGGUUGAUGAGGAUGGCCGGGCCAAAGUUUUCCCAAACAGUUUUGUCAUGAGUUUCAAAACAAAGAAUCAGAAGAUGCUGAACUCUUUGAAAUCGAAGAGAUGUUAGAGGCUUAGCAGUAUUGCAUUACUAUCAGCUACUGAGACUGUACUUGCCCUGUUUCAGGAGCCAGAUGAUAUGGAUCUCGUUUAAAUCCAGCAGAAUUGAAGAUGCAUAUUUUACAAAAACAAAUUCUAUGCUCCUCCAACAAGGAAUGUGCUCCCAUAUAAGCUUCUCCCAUUGAGAUUGUAAACUGAACUGUUCUAGGUUCUGACUACUUUAUAGCUGUUUAUUUAUAUAUUUUAACCCGCUAAGGAUCAGUGACAUUCAAUGCUGUCAUUCCAAUCUGGUCCUUAGAUAUCUUUGGGAAUGAACAUGAUUGUGGUUCUUCCAAGUUAUUAGGGUUUUGUUUUUUUCACAGGUCCCCACUGGUUAUAUGGGGGCCAUAUGGACCAUACGCCUAUAUAUUGUUUGUUUGUGAAAAGGCUGGGAUGGCCCUUGAGAGGUGCCUCAUGAGUAUUUUAAGAUCACUUAGUUCUUCCUUUGAUGUUGGCUCUGACUGAACCAUUGCCAACAAAAAAGAAAAGUAGUAAGUUUGUAGUAUACCCCAUGGGAAUAAAAAUAUAAAAUGUUAGAAAAAAAAAAAAACUUAAAGGUAUACUAUAGAGCUAGAAUUACAAAUUUGUAUUCCUAGCACUAUAUUAACCUCUGGCUUCCCCUCCCUCGCGCCUCCCAUCCCCUACGCUCAUUAAGCAUUGACUCAAUGCUUUCCUAUAUGAUUUGACUGACAUGCAGAGCGUGAGGACAUCCAAUGUCAAUAAGUCAACCAAAAGUCGCCUAACAAGCAGGAAGUGCCUCUAGUGGCUGUCUGAUUGACAACCACUAGAUGCAGUCUUUGUCCUUCAUUGCAGUUUAUCUAAUACUACAAUUGUUUCCUUUUCAGGACUAAGUGUGACAGGGACAUUGCACCCAUAUCACUUCCUUUUAAAAAGGGCGAUUGGAAGAAAUAAAUAGAUUUGCCACAAACAGGGUUAUUUACAAAAGUGAGAAUUGUCAAAUUGAAUUCAAAGUGAAUUUAAAAUUUUAAACCAAGCUGAAGAAUAUUUCCAAUUCAGCUUCUAUAGCCUUAAAUUUAAAAUUCCCUUUGAAUUCACAUUGAAUUCCCAACAAUUCUCACUUUAGUAAAUAAAGCUGAACAUGUCAGAUGCCUAAGAUUGCUAUGACAUUAUAGAUUGUUAGAGGUCCUUAAGGGUUAAAAUCAUGAGAAUGUGUUUUUUUUUUGUAAUGACUAAUGUGGUGAUGUAACAAAAUUUAAAGUGCAAUAUUUAUAAAUUUAUGUCUUUUUUUUUUUAUUGCUGAGCAUUUUUCAGUGUAAUAAAGAUUUUGACACUGGUUUGUGCAUAUAGCUUAUGCUUAAAUUAUAUAUGAGAUUGCAUUAGACCACAUGGUGAAUCUAUCUAAUAGUGUAGUGGAGUUGGGUUUUUCCUCUCCCCUCAUUGUUCCUUCUAAACUUACCUUUGCCUUCUCUCUAUUUUUCAUCUUUUGAAGUCCACUCUGUUUCUUCAAUUCUCUCUCAGCACGUGUUGCCAUUACCUACCAUCAAUCUGGCUCUCAUCUACUCUUCCUUGAUCAUUUUC